Molecule: messenger RNA, 1182 nt
Organism: Ilex paraguariensis (yerba mate)
Lineage: Eukaryota; Viridiplantae; Streptophyta; Magnoliopsida; Aquifoliales; Aquifoliaceae
Source: the annotation of a GenBank genome assembly
CUGUUUCAGUGUUUCCCGCCAUGGAAGCCAUGGAAUUGGACUCAGAGGACAACCUCCAAAGGAAACAAUGCUUGUACCAAUCCUUGGAUGAGAGCUUUGCGAUACGGAAGGAGAUGUAUAGGGGUCAACAGUACAGCCAGAUAUACUUUGCUCGGCUCCAUUUGAUGAGAACUCUCCUUUACUCCCUCCUUCCUAACUGGAAACCCCAUUUGCCCGUCUGCACGGUUCUGGAACUAGAAGAAGGCAAGGAAUGCAUUAUUGUCGGGACCCUGUACAAGCACAUGAAGCUUAAACCUUCCAUUCUUGAUGAGUACUCUAAGGAGAGAUCUGCAACUCCGCUUGUAAAACCUCAUAACUUUAUGCAUCCAGAUGAUGAUUUGGUUUUGGAAGAUGAGAGUGGAAGAGUUAAACUUGCUGGAACUGUGCUUAUACCUUCAAUAUAUGUGACAGGGAUUGUGGUAGCUGUGCAGGGGAAGGAAACUGUUGGUGGUGAUUUUUUGGUCGAAGAUGUCCUAGAAGCUGGCCUACCUCAUCAGGAAGAGCAGCCACUUGAAUCAGGAGAAGACAAAUAUGUUGUUUUUGUAUCGGGGUUGAGUGUUGGGAGCAGCUCUUCUAACCCUCUCCAAUUUCAGCUUCUUGUUGAUCACAUAACAGGACAUCUGGGAGAUGAGAUGGAACAACGUGUUGCAGCUGAAAUAGUUCAAGUAGUAAUUGCUGGGAAUUCUGUUGAAGUUCCUCAUGGACUUCUCAACGGUCAGAAUUUGGCUUCGAAGGAUCAAUCUAGACUGUCUGAACCAAUUAAAGAGCUGGAUAUCUUAUUGACUCAGAUUGCUGCAAGCGUACCUUUGGAUAUCAUGCCAGGACUCAAUGACCCGGCAAAUUUUGCCUUGCCACAGCAGCCUUUGCAUAGAUGUCUAUUUCCGGGCUCAUCAGCUUAUAACACUUUUAGGUCUUGCACUAAUCCACAUUCUUUUGAGCUUGACAAUAUCAGAUUUCUCGGAACAUCAGGUCAGAACAUUGAUGAUCUUGAGAAGUAUUCAGAUGCAAAAGACAAACUUGAUAUUAUGGAAAGGACAUUGAGGUGGAGGCAUAUAGCACCAACAGCACCAAAUACCCUUGCAUUUUUGUGUGGAUGAACAGCUGAUCAAUCAAUCUGUUAUUACUCUGAUGAGGAGAUAGCAC